GAAACCGGGCUUAAACUUGCUUCUGAGCUUAUCCAAAUUGAUUCAGCAACUCGAGCAUUGAACGAUUUAAAAAAAUCUAGUUCAGAUUUGGCAAUGACUAAUGGAUCUUCAGCAAAAUCGAAUAAAAAAACAAUUGAG
Molecule: messenger RNA, 138 nt
Organism: Dentiscutata heterogama
Lineage: Eukaryota; Fungi; Glomeromycota; Glomeromycetes; Diversisporales; Gigasporaceae
Source: the annotation of a GenBank genome assembly